GGAACGCAUCACAUAAUGAUACCGCUGCCUUGUCUACACAGGAGAACUCUGCUCCGCUGAUCUGGGGGAAUGUCUGCAACUCCUGUGAGUCUGGGAUAAUACAAGACUGCUCUGGGACAUUGUUUUAGGUGGAAUUUGUUAAAAGCAGCAUAAACUUUAGGAAUUUAGUUUCAUUUACUGUGGAAUACAAGAUGCAAGGCACACUUCAACCAGCAGUGCACCCCAAAGAGAAGUAUCAGAAGAUGUGGAUACAGUGCCCUCUUGUGGAUUGCAUAUAAAUUACACCAUAGAAGGUCACAUUCUCUUCCUCAUUUGAAAACAUGGCUGCAGACUCAUUAACUUCAACAAGACUGAUCUUCCAAGAAAAUCAGAAAUGUGACAGCACAAUAAAACUUCACUAUAACUACACAGGGAAAUCCCUGAAAUGCAAUGGCAACCAGAUGGACAACACCACUGUGCUGUUCCUUAUCAUAUGCAGCUUUAUAGUACUGGAAAACCUGAUGGUUCUGAUUGCUAUAUGGAAAAAUAACCGAUUUCACAAUAGGAUGUACUUUUUUAUUGCCAACCUUGCACUGUGUGACUUGUUAGCUGGCAUAGCUUAUAUAGUAAAUAUCCUUAUGUCUGGAGCUAAUACCUGCAAUAUCUCAUUGACUGCCUGGUUUGUCAGGGAGGGCAGUAUGUUCGUCGCCCUUGGUGCAUCAACAUUCAGCUUGUUGGCCAUUGCUAUUGAAAGACAUUUGACAAUGAUAAAAAUGAGGCCUUAUGAUGCCAACAAGAAAUAUCGUGUAUUUCUGCUUAUCGGAACAUGUUGGCUUAUUUCUUUCUCAUUAGGUGCCUUGCCAAUCCUUGGCUGGAACUGCCUUAACAACUUGGACGACUGCUCCACUGUGUUACCGUUGUAUUCCAAAAAGUAUGUUGGAUUUUGCAUCAGCAUUUUCAUAGUAAUCUUGAUUGCAAUAGUCAUCCUGUAUGCACGGAUCUAUAUUUUGGUGAAGUCCAGCAGCCAAAGAGUCACAAACCACAACAAUUCCGAGAGGUCGAUGGCUCUGCUCAGGACAGUCGUCAUUGUCGUUGGCGUUUUUAUUGCUUGCUGGUCCCCUGUGUUUAUUCUUCUCUUGAUUGAUGUUGCUUGCAAAGUAAAGGAGUGCAUGAUAUUAUAUAAAGCACAAUGGUUUAUUGCUCUGGCUGUUCUCAAUUCAGCUUUGAAUCCUCUCAUCUACACUCUGGCCAGCAAGGAGAUGCGUCGGGCUUUCUUCCGCCUCGUGUGUGGCUGCUUGGCCAAGUCCAGUGCCUCAAGGUCUCUGCCAAUUCAACCAACGCCUGAUCAGAGCAGGAGCAAAUCCAGCAGUAGCAGCAAUUCUCCUAAACAUAAGGGAUUUAUAAAAACUCAUUUACAUUUAAGUAAGGAGGACAAAAGUGAAUCUUCGUUUCAUAACGGAAAUAUAAAAUGACUUAAUCUGAAUCUGAGAAAAAAAAAAAACACUGUAUUUUUUUUACAGUCCUUAUGGCACUUAAAUUAUGAUAAUUGAGUGGAUAGUACAAUAAAUUGUACAUCUAUAUUUAAGGCAUGAAUUUCAACAUUUUCUGAAGUACUGUAGCUCAGGAAAUAUAUUGCAUGUUCCAAUCAGUUACCCUUUAUACUCUUGCUUGCAGAACUUUCUGUAUGUUGUCUUUACUAUUCAAUACAAAUUCUAUUUAUAUUUCUGUCGACCAUAGCCAAUUAAAAAUAAUCUUUUUUAUGUUGUGGUCAUAUUUGCUUUGAAGAUAUUUCGUUUUAAAUAACGAAUUACUUGUUUUUUGUAUGUUAUGUGAUGUAUGUCUUUUUAAAACCACUAAAAUACUCUUUAUGCCAUCAGAAAUAACUAAAUAAAAAGGAUAUUAAUGUGCAUGUGGAGGACAAAAAAACUUAUAUAUAAUGGAUUGAUCUAUGUUUAUUCUUUUAUGUUGCUUUAUGAAUUUCCUGAUUUUGAACCAUGUACCUCAGUCUUUAUUAUUUCCAGAAUAGAUUUACUAAGUAGUUUUGACUGUGAAAUUUAAAAUGGCAAUAAUACUAAAUGCAAAACCAGAAGUGUUUUGCAGGCAACUUCAUUGCCGUUUUAAAUUUCAGUGGAAAAAUUGCUGAGACUCGUCAGCUUGCAAAAGCCACCGCUUAAAGAGUCUAGCCCUUCAUGUCUUAAGUGGGGUA
Molecule: messenger RNA, 2185 nt
Organism: Pseudophryne corroboree (corroboree frog)
Lineage: Eukaryota; Metazoa; Chordata; Amphibia; Anura; Myobatrachidae
Gene: S1PR3
Product: sphingosine-1-phosphate receptor 3
Exons: 2
Coding region: 321-1451 (376 amino acids)
Biological process (GO): adenylate cyclase-activating G protein-coupled receptor signaling pathway; regulation of metabolic process
Cellular component (GO): cytoplasm; plasma membrane
Molecular function (GO): sphingosine-1-phosphate receptor activity
Source: RefSeq, a predicted model, not a curated record